GUUUCGUCGACUGCCCGCCAUUAACCUUUCCAGUCACAGUCUCCCUUCAUUCCAACACCAGUCAUCACAGCACAAUGGGAAACAACCCAGUAUUUGCAGUGACCGUAUUCUUCAUUGUCUUUCGAGAAUGUCUGGAGACAACCGUCGUAGUCUCUGUUCUUCUGGCUUUUCUGAAACAGUCGCUAGGACCUGGAUCUGGCGGCGGCAGUAAGACCUAUAACAGUCUUCGCAAACAGGUCUGGGUGGGAUGUGCACUGGGGCUGUUUGUAUGUCUUGCAGUAGGCGGAGGCAUGAUCGGUGCUUUCUACGGCCUUGGAACCGAUGCAUUCGCGAACACGGAAUAUAUCUGGGAAGGCGUUUUGGGAAUCGUCGCAUCCAUUAUUAUUUCGGUUAUGGGCGGUGCUCUACUUCGGGUGUCCAAAAUCCGGGACAAGUGGCGGGUGAAACUCGCCAAGGCACUCGAACAUAAAGAGAAUGGGGGUGGACAACAGCAGCAGCAGAGUCGCAUAAAGACGUGGAUGGAGAAAUAUGCCAUGUUUUUCCUGCCUUUCAUUACUGUCCUCAGAGAAGGGCUCGAGGCUGUGAUCUAUGUUGGUGGGGUUGGCCUGGGACAGCCUGCUACGGCCUUUCCGCUGGCGGUGGUGUGUGGUCUUGCGGCUGGGAUUUUGGUUGGAUAUAUUAUUUACAGAUUUGGGCAAACGACAUCCAUGCAAAUCUUCUUAGUCAUUUCCACCGGGUUUCUUUACCUCGUCGCUGCUGGGCUGCUCUCCCGUGGUGUCUGGUACUUUGAAGCCAACACCUGGAACAAAGUAAUCGGAGGAGACGCAGCAGAGACAGGCGCCGGACCCGGGUCAUACGAUAUCAGACAGAGCGUGUGGCAUGUGAACUGCUGCAGCCCCGAGAUAAACGGCGGUGGUGGUUGGGGUAUUUUCAACUCCCUCCUGGGAUGGACCAAUUCGGCUACGUAUGGCUCUGUCGUCUCCUACAAUCUAUACUGGGUGUGUGUGAUGGUCUGCUACGGCUUGAUGAUUUACCGCGAAAGAUCGGGGCCCAUUGCGGUGAUUGAUCCGGUCCUCGACCGGAUUGCUGGGUACAAGGCGAAAACCAAGGCAGCCAUUCUUCGUCGGCCGGUGGAUACAGAUACUCGUCCUGGGAAUCAAGUGGCUGAUAGCGUUGAUCAGGGAAAGAGUGGACAGGGAACUUCUGCGAGGCAAGCUGAAGUUUGAGGAGGUUUGAGUGGAGAGGCUUGGGAGUUUGGAACACCCAUUUGCCGGGACUGGCAGCGUGAGAGUGAAUUGGCGGGAAUUAACGGAGAUUGAGAUCUCGCAUCGGGGCAAAACAGACGAGGAGGAUGGGGUGGGGGUGGAACAUGUUGUGCGGCAGACACGGGCAGAUUUGCUUGAUCUCAUUAGACUAAAAUGUGUUUUUGUAAUACCAGCGGGGCCGUAAAAGUUAAUCCCUGUUCUGGCCAGUGGGGGGCGCGUAUGAUAUGCUUAGUUGGUCUUAGCAAAGAGCUUGUCGUCUUCCAUCAGCACUUUGGGCGCUGUCACCCAAUGACCCAACAAUCUGAAUUAAGAGGCACUGUG
Aspergillus versicolor CBS 583.65 is the source of this 1586-nucleotide messenger RNA. RefSeq names its product FTR1 family protein. Gene Ontology annotation, cellular component: high-affinity iron permease complex; plasma membrane. Gene Ontology annotation, molecular function: ferrous iron transmembrane transporter activity. Gene Ontology annotation, biological process: iron ion transmembrane transport. The record is from RefSeq and is a predicted model, not a curated record. NCBI's taxonomy places the organism in Eukaryota, Fungi, Ascomycota, Eurotiomycetes, Eurotiales, Aspergillaceae. The coding region runs from base 75 to 1226 and encodes 383 amino acids. The transcript has 4 exons.